Zygotorulaspora mrakii is the source of this 543-nucleotide messenger RNA. RefSeq names its product ferroxidase (gene YFH1). Gene Ontology annotation, biological process: iron incorporation into metallo-sulfur cluster; intracellular iron ion homeostasis. The record is from RefSeq and is a predicted model, not a curated record. Gene Ontology annotation, molecular function: ferric iron binding; ferroxidase activity; iron chaperone activity. Lineage: Eukaryota; Fungi; Ascomycota; Saccharomycetes; Saccharomycetales; Saccharomycetaceae. The transcript has a single exon. The coding region runs from base 1 to 543 and encodes 180 amino acids. Gene Ontology annotation, cellular component: mitochondrion.
AUGAUGAGGAGGCUAAGUAUUAUAAAAAACUGUCGUGGCUUUGGCACCAAGCUGUUGCAGCACAAUGCUGCACCUGUCGCACGAAGGUCGGUUCGCUCACCUGCCCUUCACUCCUAUAUAUUUGUACCUACGAUAGUCAAUUGCUCUAGGUCGUUUGCCGUUGGAUCCACCGACGGACAUGGAAUCCCAAAGGAAAUUUUACAGCUUUCGGCUGAGAGGUAUCAGAAAGAGUCAGACACACUCCUCGAAGCUCUGCUUGACAAGCUAGAAGCACUCAGCGACCGGUACCCAGAUAAAAUCCCCGAUGUCGAGUACUCUCAAGGCGUGAUGACACUGGAGGUUGACGAGGUCGGAACCUAUGUCAUUAACAAACAGCCACCGAACAAGCAGAUAUGGCUCUCGUCGCCUGUCUCAGGGCCAAACAGAUUCGAUCUCUACCAAGAUCAGUGGGUCUCUCUCAGGGACGACACCAAGCUUCUCGAGAUUCUAACACAUGAGAUGAACGACGCAAUACCACAAGAACAGGGCAGUAUCUCACUGUGA